AUGGAUAAGUCAUGGAUGCACUCGGAUAGAAGAUCGAAGGCAUAUGAGUUAGGGGUGGAAGCAUUUUUGAACUUUUCUGUAGAAAAUCUUCUAACUACCACACAUAUCCGUUGUCCAUGUGUUAAAUGUGUUAAUUUGAAAUUGUUUGGGGUUGGAAUUAUAAGGGAUCACUUAUACUUUAAUGGAGUUGACCAAAGCUAUAAGAAUUGGACAUUUCACGGAGAACCUUGGGAAGCAGCUACUAAUGCUAGUAGAAAUGUUGAAGAAGAUGAUGACCAUAGUAGGUACAGUUUUGUGUCUGAAGAAAUAGAGAUGGAUGAUAAUGAUUUUGGUGAUUUUGGAUCUGAUCCUUAUGAGUUUGCCAAUGUGAUUGGGGAUGGAGAUCAACCAUUGUACCCUGGUUGUAGAAAGUACACGAAGUUAUCGGCAUUAGUGAAGUUGUAUAAUUUGAAGGCAAAAUAUGGGAUGAGUGAUGUCUGUUUUACAGAAUUAUUGAUACUUCAAGGCGAUUUGCUUCCAGAAGGAAAUACAAUACCGGCCUCUAUGUAUGAGGCAAAAAAGACUUUGUGUGCAUUGGGGCUGAGUUAUGAGAAAAUGCACGCAUGCCCCAAUGAUUGCAUCUUGUAUAGGAAGGAGUAUGAGGAUUUAACUCAUUGUCCUAAUUGUGGUAUCUCAAGGUGGAAGGAAGGCAAAGAUUCAAUCUUGAAAGAGGGUGUGCCAGCGAAGGUGGUGUGGUAUUUUCCUCCAAUUCCAAGGUUUAAAAGGAUGUUUCGAUCACAUGAGACCGCUAAGAGUUUGACUUGGCAUGCUGCUAGAAAAUCAAUUGACGGUUAUAUGUCUCAUCCAGCGGAUUCCCCGUCUUGGAAACUUCUUGAUGAUAAAUGGCCCGAGUUUGGUAAUGAGCCGAGAAACUUGAGAUUGGCUCUUUCAUCUGAUGGAUUCAAUCCCCACAGUUCUCUAAGUAGCAGAUAUAGUUGCUGGCCAGUUAUCUUAGUUACAUAUAAUCUCCCUCCAUGGCUGUGCAUGAAACGAAAGUUCAUGAUGUUGACCUUAUUGAUUUCCGGUCCUAAACAGCCCGGAAAUGAUAUAGACGUCUACUUGGAGCCUUUGAUUGAUGAUUUAAAAUCUUUGUGGGAUGGGAUUGGAGGAGUGUAUGAUGCACAUAAUGGAGAAUACUUUACACUCAGAGCUGCAUUAAUGUGGACAAUUAAUGAUUUCCCCGCCUAUGGAAACUUAUCUGGUUGUGUUGUUAAAGGAUAUAAAGCUUGUCCAAUAUGCGGCGAUGAUACACCUAGUCACAGGUUGAAAAAUGGCCACAAAAUUUGUUACAUUGGGCAUAGAAAAUGGUUACCGAUCAAUCAUCCAUAUAGGAGGCAACGUGCAGCUUUUAAUGGGAAACCUGAAUAUGGCACGCCUCCUGAGCCAUUAACCGGAGAAGAAGUGCUGCAUAUGGUUGAAGAUGGUGACAGAGUUUGUUGGAAGAAGAAAUCAAUAUUCUUUGAUCUCGAGUAUUGGAAAUACCUUCCUGUGAGGCAUGUCCUAGAUGUUAUGCACAUUGAGAAGAACGUUUGCGAUAGUAUCAUUGGUACAUUGCUGGAGAUCCCUGGAAAAAAUAAAGAUGGGAUUGCUGCUCGAUUAGAUUUAUUGAACAUGGGGGUCAAAACUGAUUUGCAACCCGAGUAUGGAGAAAGACGUACUCGUUUGCCUCCCGGGCCUUGGAAUUUGUCAAGAGCAGAGAAGAGAGAGGUUUGCAAUUCUUUCUAUGGUAUGAAGGUCCCUGAAGGUUAUUCUUCAAAUAUAAAAAAUCUUGUAUCUUUACAAGAUUCAAGACUUCUUGGCCUUAAAUCACAUGAUUGUCAUACCUUAAUGCAACAAUUGCUCCCUGUGGCAAUUCGUUCUGUUUUUGGAGAAGCCUGCAAGUUGGAGUGCCUUCAAGCCAAAAGAUGGGAGUUUCAAAGCAUUAUCAGGUUGCACAGUGAGACCGCUUAUCCAAAAUUUAGAAAGAGAACAAAGUGGUGCAGGAUAAGCACAAUAGCACUUUCAUUCAAUGGCUACGCUUCAAGGUUCAAAGUGAACUUAAUGAGGGACAAUCAUGGCGUAUCAGAAAAUUUAAGGUGGCUAGCAGCUGGUCCAAACAUGGCAGUGCCAUUAUAUAGGAGCUAUCUCAUUAAAGUGGACGAACUUGGAUUUACCCUUGUAGAUUUGAGUAAAAUUGGACAUAGGAAUGACCAAUUUGUUUUGGCUUCUCAAGUCAAACAAGUAUUUUUUGUUGACGACCCGAUGCAUCGUGGUUGGUCGGUAGUGUUAUCAAUGCCUAAUAGAGAAUAUAAUGAUGUUAUUGGUGAUGAUGUCUUAGGUGAUGUGAGAAUUGAGUGUGAGCCAUUUACUAGGGGGAUGCCAAAUGUUGACACAUUUGAUGAAGUGGUGGUUGAGUUAGGGAGUCAAAAUAUUCGAGAUGGGUGUGAAGAUAUAUGGGUUGAAUGA
Messenger RNA from Prunus armeniaca (apricot), 2484 nucleotides. Lineage: Eukaryota; Viridiplantae; Streptophyta; Magnoliopsida; Rosales; Rosaceae. The record is from the annotation of a GenBank genome assembly.